AUGUCGAAACGGGAAGCUUCCUCACCGUCUGCCUCUACCAGUGCAGCUCCAACAAAACGCUCAAGAGCUACUCCGAAGGUCAAUCGGAUCAAAUCUCCUUCUCCUGCACCUUCACCACCGCACAUACAGGUCGCUCGCCUCUCUCAAGAACAUCCGGAAUGGCCUGCGCCUGCUUCCAAGAUGCAAGAAGCAUCCGAAUUCCUCCGGGCAUGCGCAGCCUCACCUCCCGAGGAUCGCAUCCUCCUCGUACCAGAUAAGGACGCAGAUGGCCUCUGCUCUGGAGUCAUCAUGUACCGCACCUUGACUCAAGCUCUCGCAAUUGAUCCUUCUCGAAUCCACAUCCAUCUCAUGACAAAGGGCAGCAAUCCUGCAGCAGAAGCGCAGCGCGAUUCCAUGGCCGAAUACGGCGCCAAGUGGAUCAUCGUGCUGGACCAAGGUUCUCGCAACAGUCCUCCUCUCGUUCCUGGUGCUGAGCACGGCUGGAGGUCAGAUCAUCCCGAAGCGAUUCGAACAAUGGUCGUAGAUCACCACUGGCUAGCACAAGGAGACCCGGGCCCUCAAGGAUGUUUGAUGCUCAACGCAUGCCACCACAAGCCUGUAGCUACAGCAUCCUUACUCACCUUGGUGCUUUGUCGACCCCUGUGGUCCCCCUCGCAGCAAGAAGAAGCCCAGACCUCGAUCGACUAUGUCGCCGUGCUUGGGACAAUGGGUGAUCUCAGUGUCAACGUCGACUGGGACCCGCCCUUCCCCGAUCUCGUCCCUGAGGUCAAGAAGUGGACCAAAAAGCGCCUCGGAUCAGCCAUAGCCCUACUCAACGCACCACGAAGAACUCCCGAUUUCGACGUCAUCACCGCCUGGUCUGCCCUCUCCACCUCAACUUCUCCUCUCACCAUCCUCGAUCCUGCCACCAACCAGCACGCUGCUCGACUCUACUCUGCCCGAGACGCAGUAUCACUCGAAACAGAACGUUGCACGCACACCCCACCCAAAUUCUCCAAGGACGGUCGAGUGGCUCUCCUCCGCAUCACUUCCGCCUACCAAGUCCAUCCAUCAAUCGCAAUACGUUGGACCGGUGCUCUAAAGAGUAAAAAUUUGCAGGUGGUCAUGUGUGCCAACGAUGGGUACAAUCCAGGUUUGGUGAAUUUCAGCUGUCGAAUUGCUCAGGUAGCAAAGAAGCGCGGAGAAGAGGUCAACAUCAUCGAGGUGCUCAACAGUUUUGCCGACCAAGAUCCUGAGUGGAAAAAACAGGUCAUGGAGGCCGUGGGUGGCAACGCUUUCAACGGUCAUCCCCAGGCGAGUGGUGGCAUCUUUCCCAAGGAACAUUUCGACAAAUUCUACGAACUCAUGCAGAUCGGUGUUCCUCCAGAUGGAUCAAAUCGAGCCGGCGAGGGUGGUGCAAAGGGUGCUAAGAACAAGAUGCCAGCUCAGAAGAACAACCUCUUGGCCAUGGGUUUCUCCACUUCGCCCAAAACGAAGCAGCCACAAGAAACAGCUUCGUCCUGA
This is a messenger RNA of Pseudozyma hubeiensis SY62, 1503 nucleotides long. RefSeq lists its product as hypothetical. The record is from RefSeq and is a predicted model, not a curated record. Bases 1 to 1503 code for a protein of 500 amino acids. The transcript has a single exon. Lineage: Eukaryota; Fungi; Basidiomycota; Ustilaginomycetes; Ustilaginales; Ustilaginaceae.